Messenger RNA from Lymnaea stagnalis (great pond snail), 1041 nucleotides. NCBI's taxonomy places the organism in Eukaryota, Metazoa, Mollusca, Gastropoda, Lymnaeidae. The record is from the annotation of a GenBank genome assembly.
AAUGUAAUCAACAUCUUCGUCUAUGUGAAAAUUGGACUGAAAGACUGCAUCAGCAUCUGCUUCUUCGUCCUCUCGUUCACCGACUUGGCGAGUGUGUUGAUGUUGAUACUGAAUAAUGUUAGUUACACGUUCACGGACGCUUUUCAAGCACUGUGGCACACAAAUGGACAACAUCUUACUUUUCUGGUAACUUUUUAUUACGGUGCGCUUUACGACAUUUCGCAAGGAAUAACGACAUUUAUCGCAGUCCAAAAAUGCUGGUGUGUUGCGCUGCCGUUUCGCUUCAAAAACACGUUCACUCCGACCAGAACCGCUGUUAUCUUAUCUGGAAUUUCUAUAACGAUCUUAUCUAUUCAUUUGCCAAUCUUAACAUCGCAAGGUCUGCGGGAGACUAUAGUACCGGGCACCAAUAGAACUCUGCUUUCAUUAUGGACAGCUGAAAUCAGACAACAGAUAUUCCCCGUAAGAGCGGUCAUGAGUGUAAUAUUUACCACCACUUGUCAGUUCACUGUCAUUUUCUGCUUGAUCGUUUUAGCUUCCAGUUUACGAGCAUCAUCAAAGUUCAGGAAUUCUUCAACGAGUUCCAACAUGCAUCCACCAGCUGCUUAUCUCAAAAGUGGCGGAACUAAACCCGGUGACAACAAUUGGAAAAAUUACAAGUUGAGCUCUAAGAUAAGAACUGAUAGCCAUUGGCAUGACACCGAGAAUCAUGUUGGCGAGAUGAGUACAUCUGGUGGUAAAGACGUUGAGCCCAUGCCACUGCAAACUAAAAUAACUUCAAGAAAAGAACUGCAGGCCAUCAAGUCGACUACGAUUGUGUCCAUUCUGUUUGUUUCGUACAACACUUUCAAGUUGUUGAACGCCUACGUCGUUGUGUGCGUCCCAGAAUACAAUCUUAACGGUCGUUUGUCGACUACCUACCUGUUGACCAAUUCAAUCAGGCUCUUCUUCGAAGAACUGCACAUCUCCUGCAACGUGUUCGUCUACUUGAAGUUCAACACACGGUUCAGAAAGACGUUGAUGACCACUUGUGGGUGCGGC